GGGUGCACACGGGUUUCUUACUGUCCCCCAACAGUGAAAUCGAAGGCCUCGCCGAGUCAAUAGUGAAAAAUAAAAUUGCAGCAGUUGUCAUUUCUGCAUUUAUGUACACCUUUCCGACUCAUUUCAAUAUUCUCGUCAUCCGCCAAAGUGAAAAAUCUUAUUGUUGAUGAGGGGUGGGGAGCGAUGUUCAGUGAAUCAGUGAUUUUUUUCAUUUCUUCCCAUUGAUUUUCAACAAUUUUUAUUUUUAUUUUCAUUUACAUAAUUGAACGAUUAGAUUUUUCGGGUUGCAUUGAUUUCUCAUCGUCAGCAUGAAUAAAAUAUUGGGAAUGAACUAUUGCACAGUUUUCUCUGUUCUUAGAAGUCCCGAGGAGGGUGAAUCAUUAAAGCGAAUCGUCUAAAAAGAGCAGUUGAAAAAAAGAUUAUUAGAAAAGUAUUUUCGAAGAAAGAAAAAUUGUGAACUUUUUUUUUAUUGCGCGAUCUGGGGAAACAGCUGUAGAAUUUUGUGGAUUUUACGUUGGUCUCUAAAUAUAGCAAAGGCGGAAAGGUGAAGAGGAAAAAUUGUGAUUUUGCAGUUUUGGUUACGUAAAUAUUUUUUCUUUAAGAAUUUUAAUCGAACUUUUAUCAUUUUUUUUCUCGUUAUUGAUUGUCGCGGAGUUAGCACGUGCCAGGUGCCACCAGCUACUGUUCCCGAGACUUUAUUGUGAUUUAUUGACAUUUGUCUUGCGUGGAAAGAUAAAAAAGUGUAACAAAAUUGUUGGUAUUCAUUGUUAAACGUGCUGUUAUCAAAAGAGUAUCGAUUGCGUCGAUAAAGUAGAUGAUUCUAUCAUCACAGACUCAUGACAAAAAUAAUUGAAUAAUUUCCGAGCCCUUACUCUCGAAAAAGUCUCCAAAAAAUAGCCGAUAUUUUCUUUAAUAAUUGAAUAACUCACGCAGUUGAGACAGACUCUGCCGAUAAAACAAUCAGAAAUUGAAUUUUAAAACUAGAAAAUCCCUAGUGUAAAAAAUUGCCGGCUUGAGAGACGGCACUUCGAUCCUACCCACUCCCAGUGAUGUAUUUGCGAUCAAUCGACAAAAGAGUGUGCGAAAAAUUGCAACAGCCACUAUUUCCCCUAGAAUCAGGUGGAAAUAAUUCACUUACCGUCGAGGAUUCUCCACAAUUGCCCGUGACAAUUCCUCAAUCCGUUGGAUUGUCACGAGGUAUGAGUGAGGGUGAACGAGCAGUAACAACUCCACUAAUUGGCUGGAGAAAAUUAACCGAUCCCGGUGACUGACACGAACACAAUCAAAAAAUAUCAACGAUACGAUAGCAUAAAUUGAUUUAUCAUCGAUCGAUAAUAUCGGCAGACUCAUCUAGGGACAUUCACGUUUAUUUUGUUGAUGUACUGAUGGAAUCAAUUAUGAAAUUGUUUGUGAUCGAUGAUUUAAUGAUGGACAUGAGGAUGGCGGGUAAUCGGUGUCGGUAGCAGACGGGGUUUAUCGAUUAUUGGUCACGUGGGAGGGGUAAAUGACCCCGGUUGGAGGAUCCAGGGGGUUGGAUCCAUCGAUAUUGACCUUGAAAGAUCAAUUGGUGUAAGUGAGGGAUCAGGACUGAUUGAUUAAUCAUCCGUAAAGACAAUAAGUGCUUCGAAAUAAUCUAGGAAAAUUAUCAGUUAAUGAGGGGUUGAUCCAAAAAUUGCGGUAGCUCGUGGUGAGAGAAUAUUGUGACGGAUUUGUCGAGAUUUGGUUUAAAGAAAAGGGAAAAGGGAACCAUGCCGGCAACACCGAAAAAGCUCAAUUUGAGCUUUUCAAAAAAUGCAUACAGCGUUUUUGGAGGCAGAAGAACGGGAAGUGGAGAAGAGCAACGGACGGAACAAAAAACUGAAUUGUUGGAGGGAACUCGAGGCAAUGGCCUCCUACACUUUAAGAACGGUGUCGACUACAUCAAUCCAGGGGAGGAGGAUCAGAUGGAAAUUUAUGGAUAUAAAAGGGACAAGGUACGCACCAUCAUCACAUGGAUUCUUAUCGCUAUCACCGGAGGGUUGCUGCGAUUGGUCUUCCACUGGGUGCCUCAUGUUAUGCUCCUUGCAACGCAUUCCAAAUGUCCGAUGGAAGAAGCGGAAACAGUUAUGUUGAUCGAACGAUUCCAAGGGAAACAUACGAGCUACUAUGUGAAAAAAUUAAGGACUAUAACAGCAAAAGAAGUCUCGAAAAAUAUCGACGAAGACUCUCUAAUCGAUGAGCCUUUUUCCGAAGCCGGAAGUUUGGAGAGCGUAUCUGUGGGUGGGCAGGAGACAAUGCUGUCCGUGCACUUAACGGGGGGUUAUUUCAAGCAGGUGCCAUCAAUCAUAACUUUCAACUGCAAGAAGUUAACAUACAUCUGGGACACUGAGCGAUCUGAAUUCAUGAAGCUCUCGGGCCUCGACAAUGGCGUGUUAACAUCAACCCUUCAUCAGAUGCCCGGUCUCAAUUCCUUCGAGCAAUUCCUUAGGCGAAGUGUUUACGGUAACAAUGAAAUCGUCAUCCCAGUGAAGAGCUUUAUUACUCUUCUCUGUUUAGAAGUACUUAAUCCAUUCUACGUCUUCCAAAUAUUCAGUUUCUGUCUGUGGAUCGCUGAUGAUUAUUAUUAUUAUGCUAUGGCUAUCAUUUCUAUGUCGUGCUUUGGUAUUGGAAUGGCCGUCCUUCAAACCCGCAGCAAUCAGCACAAAUUGUCAUCAACAGUUCAUUCUUCCGACGUGGCAACGGUCAUGCGAGACCGUGCAACCGGUAAAAUAGACUCCGUCGCCGCAGAACGUCUAGUUCCCGGCGACAUUUUGGUGAUUCCCCCUCAUGGCUGCCUGAUGCCCUGCGACGCAGUUCUGUUGACCGGCAACUGCAUCCUGAAUGAAUCAAUGCUGACCGGUGAGUCCGUUCCAGUAACCAAAACCCCGAUUCCCUCUUCCAACGAGGUUACGUACGACACCAAAGAGCACGCCCGUCACACCCUCUUCUGCGGCACAAAGAUUAUUCAGACCCGAUACUUCGGAGGUGAGAAAGUUCUAGCUGUCGUCGUCAGGACGGGCUUUACCACGAGCAAGGGUGGGCUAGUUCGAUCGAUAAUGUAUCCGCCGCCGGUAGAUUUUAAGUUUGAACAGGACUCAUACAAAUUCGUGGAGCUACUUGCGUGUAUUGCGAGCAUUGGGGUCAUCUACACGACGAUAACUAAGGCGAUGAGAGGAGUUGCACCAGGUCAUAUCGCCCUGGAGGCACUCGACCUCAUCACUAUCGUUGUCCCUCCAGCAUUGCCCGCGGCUAUGACAGUUGGUCGCCUUGUCGCUCAAAACCGCUUAGAGAAAAAGCGAAUCUAUUGCACAAGCCCCAGAGCGAUCAAUGUCUCGGGAUCUAUUGAUUGCAUUUGCUUCGAUAAAACGGGAACAUUGACUGAGGAUGGGCUUGACAUGUGGGGGGUGGUACCAGCAGUCGAUAAUAAGUUCCAGAUUCCCACAAAAAAUAUAGGGAGCCUUCCCGCUAAUGAAAUACUCGUGGGAAUGGUGACCUGUCAUGGAAUCACAAUUAUCGAUGGGUCACUCGUGGGUGAUCCCCUGGAUCUAAAGAUGUUCGAAUCCACUGGGUGGAGUCUCGAGGAACCCGAUGUCUCUGAUAACUCCAAGUUCUCAAUGAUGUUUCCAACUAUCGUUCGACCUCCGAAAAAUUCGAAACUCUUGCAGACUCCCAACCACGACCUGGUAGUGUCUCGGGCCAGACAGAAUUCCGUAACCUCUGAGGUAAUAGAGAAUCUUUCUCUGAAUAACCUCGCGGAAUCUGAUGCUGACCUAGCAGAACAGGGGCUGGAGAUCGGUAUUGUUCGGCAAUUUCCGUUUACAUCGAGUCUUCAACGGAUGAGCGUAAUCACGAGAACAUUGGGAGCGAACCACUUUGAUCUUUACUGCAAAGGCAGUCCAGAAAUGAUCCUCAGUCUUUCGAAGCCAGAGUCAGUACCUGUAGACUUUGCUUCGGUUCUCCAGGAAUACACGUCUGAGGGUUACAGGGUCAUAGCAUUAGGUCACAAGUCUUUGAAUCGUUUGACGUACACGAAAGUCCAGAGAAUUAGUCGAGAGGCUGCUGAGACUGAUCUCAUCUUCCUCGGAUUCGUAAUCCUAGAGAAUCGAUUGAAGCCCGAGACAACUCCUGUCAUCGAGGCGCUGAACCGUGCGUGCGUCAAGAUUGUAAUGGUGACGGGUGACAACAUGCUCACUGCGUUGUCAGUGGCUAGAGACUGCGGAAUGGUCCAUCCUAGGAUGCCAGUGAUCGCCGUGGCGGCUGUGAGCCAGCAGAACCAGCAGAAGCCUCAUUUGUACUUCACGCGUAGUGAUAGUCAGCAGUCUCCAAUGUCCCCUAAUGGCCAGAGUAGCAUCAGUGAAAUGACAGACUUGAAUAGCAUCACGUCAUUUGAUACAAUCGAGAGUGGUUUUGUGAACAAUACAGCAGACAAUGGAGUGUAUCUGUCGGACAAGGUUCACAGCAAUAACAAAUACGUCUUCUCGUUGACCGGAAAAACCUGGUCUAUGAUAAAACAGCAUUAUCCGGAGUUAAUCCCGAAGAUUACGACGCGCGGGAGUAUCUUUGCAAGGAUGUCGCCUGACCAGAAGCAGCAGUUGGUACAGGAGUUGCAAUCAUUGGGGUAUUAUGUGGCGAUGGUUGGAGAUGGGGCAAAUGAUUGUGGAGCACUCAAAGCGGCACACACUGGCAUCUCUCUGUCUGAUACAGAAUCAUCCGUGGCUUCGCCAUUCACCAGUAGAGAGACUAACAUUUCCUGUGUUCUAUCUGUGAUCCGUGAAGGCAGAGCAGCUCUCGUCACCUCUUUCGGGAUCUUCAAGUACAUGGCAGCCUAUUCUCUUACGCAAUUCAUUUCCGUGAUGAUACUGUACAGUAUUGAGUCGAAUUUGACCGAUAUCGAAUUCCUAUACAUCGAUCUCUUCAUCAUCUCCAUCUUUGCAUUCUUCUUUGGUAGGACUGAAGCUUACGAUGGACCACUGGUUAAAACAGCCCCAUUAACAAGUCUCAUCAGCACUUCUCCUAUCCUUAGCCUCUGCUCUCAAAUGAUUAUUGUCACCGUCUUCCAGUCCAUCAGCUUUUGGCAUCUUCAACAGACAGAAUGGUACACUCCAUUCAAUGCAACUGCGACAAUGGAUAAGGACGACGUAGGAUGCUUGGAGAAUUAUACGGUGUUCAUCGUUAGCUCUAUGCAGUAUAUCAUCCUCGCGGUGGUCUUCUCAAAAGGUCACCCUUAUCGAAAGUCUCUCUUCACGAAUUAUGGACUCCUUGCGUCAUUCAUUCUCACCGCCUUGUUCUCGGUGUACCUCGCCCUCUGGCCAUUUGAUUGGCUAGCCAACAAGUUUGAACUUGUUCUCCCUCGUGAUAUGGGCUUCAGGGUCAUUCUUCUCGUCUAUGGUUUCGGGAAUUUCGUGAUAUCAAUGAUUGUCGAACACCUAUUCGUCGACUAUCUAGUCUUCAAGAAGCUCCGAUAUCGGUGGCACAAUCUCGAUAAGUCCAAACGCAAGUUUCUCGCCAUCGAACGUGACAUGGCAAAGAACCUAAAAUGGCCGCCGGUAUCACAAGAGCCGCUACCGGAAGCCGCCCCAGAUAUUCUCAUCAGGCAAAAUACUGUCACUGAAAUCAAGAUUGAGAUGCGAAUUCCAGAGGGUCGAGAGGUCGAACCGAGCUUCCUCAACUCACCCGCCUCUCUCAACUUUAAACGCUUUGGCUCUGCACGAGAGGUAACCUUAAAUGCCAGGUCAUUAUUUAAUGACCAACGGAAUACUGUAUCGAUGCAGGCUGUUCCCAUUCAAUUCGAGGAUCGAGAGCUGGACAAUAUCAGACGACCCAGGCUAGAUCUUCCGUUAAAGAGACGACACAAUUCCGAGUCUGAGAACGGAAUAGACAGCUGUGAGGGGCACAGAUUGAGACAGAUAAACCCAAUCGCUACUUUACCGAGAGGACAAUCCAGUCAGGCGAAUCACAAAGUUACGGAGUUCUCUAGGAUUCAUAAGAGCGAAGACCUAAGGGGUGCUACUCAGAGCGUAGUUGAGCUGGACAUAUUGCCCUCCUGAGAAAGAAUUCUCAGAGGACGGAGGGUUGGCAUGUAAGGGGGGAUAGGGCUAACGGUGCUAGUUUGUUUUUAAUAAUGAGGGUGUUAGUGCAUUUAGAAGCGAUUUAAAGAGAUUUAUGAUUUUUUUUUUCUUCGACGCAACUCGCCAUUUCCAGAGAGAAAUCCCUGGGUCCCUUUUGACCCUAAGCAUUGUUAUUAAUGUAGAGUAUUGAAUAAUCCAAAUGUUCUUCAUUUAAAGUAUUAUCAUGUUCGUUAAGGGAGUAUUUAAAGGAGUGGAGCGUUUAGGUUGAGUUGACUUAACCUUAAAGUUGGUUAAACCGUUGGACCACUCGGAAUUAACAAAAUGGAGGAUUAAUUUCGAUAGAGAUUAUUAAUUCUCGGCUCUCCGAUGAUGUAUUCAGUUUCACUUAAUAGAGUAAUUUUAGCUUAAGUACUUAUUGAAAAUGUAAAAUCAUGUAUCGAACCAUUUCGAUGAACCUAGGAAAUUCGCUGGACUACUCCAUUAGAGUUCUAUUAAACUUUCUAUUAAUCUUUGAACGGUACAAUCAUAAAAAGGGCCAGAAACCAUGGAAAAUCGUAAAGAUGGAAAUAUUGAUCAAAAAUUCUAUUAAAAAUAUGUCAAUAAAAUAAGGUAUAUAGAAAAUCGAAUUCUAUCGAUUUUUCCUGUAGAAACUGUCAAAAAACAAUAGAAAGUCAAUUGACAAUCUAAUGGAGCUAGCUAACGAACUUGCAAAGGUUUUAUACCCUUUUUUGUGUGAUGAGAGAGAAUUCCGUCUUUCCAACAAUUUUCAGAAAGAUAUAUUUCUUCUCAUUAUAAGAAUUGGUGAAUUGAUUUGAUGGCGGGCGGGUCCAAGUGCCAGGCGCAUGGAAAUGAUUAUCAAAAAUUACUCUGGAGCACAACCUCUCUUUUCUUAUGACAUCUUCGUUAAUGAACACAGCGUAAGAAACGAAAGGUUCUGAUGUAAUUAUAAUGACUUAAUGAAUUGACAAAAAUCUAUGUAAAUUUUUCUUUGAGCAAGUUGGGAGUUCAAAUGUGUACUUAUAACGAACGUUGAAAUUGAAACAUACGUAUGCAUUGCAUGAAUAUUAACACUCGCUCCUGUAAAUGCCGAAUGAUUGAACAACAGAAUUGAUUAAAUAUUACGAAUAUAGGAUAAUCAGAGCGAUGAAGUAAAGUAUAUUUGUAACGCAUAUAAAAACAACUGUCUUUUGAUUUUUGUUACAAAGAAUCUGUACUUUUUAUUGAACCAUUUAUUUAUUGAUUGAUUAAUGGUGAUUAAGGCUAAUUACUUACAAUGAAAUAAAAAUCUUUUAUCAUUAAUUAAUGGCCUAGAAUUAUUAUGUUAUCCUUGCCGACUAGAAAUACAAAUAUUUUAUAUUAUUUAUUUCAAACCCUUGAGAUUCUCUCAAUUAUGAGUUUUCGUUACGAAUUAGGUAAUCAAUAUUUCUAGGUUUAGUGUGGUUUUUGGAACUCUGUGAGUAUUUUACUGGCAAGAUUGAGCAUAGCCGAUGAAUCGUCAAACAUCAUCGUUAUCGCGUCAAACAAAAUUAAUCAACUAAUUAAAUUGAUCUAUAGACAUAUGAAAACAUAUAAUGGAAAAACCUGACGAUUAGAAUUUUUUCUAAAAAAUAUCUCGGAUUAAAUAGUCAGGAUGAGUGGUAGAAUUUUUCAUUGUUCUAAUAGAACUACAUGAAUUUCUUAGAAAACCCGUUUUUCUACAACAAUCUUUCAUAUGUGUAAUAUAUUUCCAGGCGAUACUUUAAGAAAAAAAAUAAAUCUCCCACAUUUAAAUUCACCCGUACCAAAAAAAUUGGGACAGUAAUUGAAAGAGGGAUUUUAUAUUAAAAAUUUCGGCAUUUGAUUGUCCCAAGUAUAUAUACUUAGCUGAAAUUUGCUUUUCUCACUUAUAUUAUCACGAGAGCUUCGAAAUUCUCGAAUAUUUCCCGAUAGCUUCGGUGCAAACAGAUGCACAUGUCAAGUUUUUCAGGUUUAAAAAUCACGAGAGCGAAGCCCGAGUUUCUGAAUUUUUCUGGGAACUUUGACAAGCUUGUUUGUUCGCACGGAAUCUAGAGUGAAAUAUACGAUUGAUUUUGAAGUUCAAGUCGUAUGCGGGGGUUAUUUUUUUCGUUAAAAUUUCAGCCGAUAGAAUUGCACCAUGAGACCAUUAUUAUCUAUAUUCCAAAAUUGAUAAAAGAUGUUUAAACUAAAAGAAUAGAAGAAAUAUUUCACUCGAUAAAUCAUACAAUUUGAUUCAAUCUUUCGAUUUCAAUCAGUGAUUAAUAUUAUCCAACAGUUUUUCGUAUAUAAAGGUAAGAGACAAAUUAUUUGAAAAAUAUUGAGUUAUAAUACCACAAAAACUUCAAAAUUAUCGGAUAUUUCCCGGUUGGUUCGCUGUAAACAAAUGAACGUGUCAAGUUUUCCAGAAAUUUUUUUUCACCUUUUUAACAAGCUCGUUUGUUUGCAGGGAACCUAGAUGGAAAUAUUCGAUUAAUUUCGAAGCUCGCGUGGUAUUCGGGGGAUUAUUUUUCCCAUUCAAACGGCGAUCAAUAGAAUUGCGCCAUGAGACUAAAAUCAGAUAAGAACACCCGAAGAAAAUUGCAUAGUCAAAA
Fopius arisanus is the source of this 8674-nucleotide messenger RNA. RefSeq names its product probable cation-transporting ATPase 13A3 (gene anne). Gene Ontology annotation, cellular component: membrane. Bases 1749 to 6065 code for a protein of 1438 amino acids. Gene Ontology annotation, molecular function: ATP binding; P-type transmembrane transporter activity; polyamine transmembrane transporter activity. Lineage: Eukaryota; Metazoa; Arthropoda; Insecta; Hymenoptera; Braconidae. The record is from RefSeq and is a predicted model, not a curated record. Gene Ontology annotation, biological process: polyamine transmembrane transport; intracellular calcium ion homeostasis. The transcript is spliced from 7 exons.